AUUGUUCAAAAUCCCAUUAAAAUCCGUUAUGUCGUUUAAAAGAUAGCAGCGCAAUUGAACAGCGGAAAGUGUAUUUUAUAUGUAUGUGUGUAUAAAAUAAUGUGUGUUACAGAUGACGAGUCUGUUUUCGCGGCGUGCGAGGCUUUCCGCAUGGGUGAUCGGCGUGCCAGUGACCCCGCCCUCUUCAAACACCAUGUACAUUACGACGCUCACAACAACAAUAACCAUACUGACGAAAAGAGGUUACAAAAACCGCCGUUCAUUAAAGCGAACAGCGUAGACCGCGAAUUGAAUGUGGAUUAUUCUGACGAGGAAACGGACAGAACUGAUGGCCACUCGGGCGAGGAUCAGGGCUUCGAGGAGGGCGAGGGUGAGGGAGAGUGUGACUGUGGCCCGUGCAGGAGACUAGCUGCCUGGGAGGAGCUGGUCGGAGUAGCGAUACCUUUACUCGAAAAGUUGCGACCACCAAGAGCAGACGCCUCUGUAGGCACGGACUGAAAUUCCAUUUAUAAAAUACAUAUCAAAUAGAAGAUCACAUAAAAAAGAGUAUUAACUUUAAUUCUUGUUAGUGAUUCUGUUAGUGAGAGAACGGAUGCUGGAAAAAAAU
Molecule: messenger RNA, 607 nt
Organism: Diatraea saccharalis (sugarcane borer)
Lineage: Eukaryota; Metazoa; Arthropoda; Insecta; Lepidoptera; Crambidae
Source: the annotation of a GenBank genome assembly